CAGUAAGCCAGCACUCAGCAUCAGCAUAAGUAGAUUGAUUAUAUAUAGAGAGAUGAAUGUACAUACUUCAUUGAGAUCUAAGAUCAGUUGAAUUGUUUUUAUAAGAAGUUGCUCAUUUUUCUAAAAGUAAGUCAAAACUAGAAGAAAAAGUCAAAACUAGAAGAAGAGGAGGAAGAAGAAACCCAUCUCUCUCCACAUAGAGAAUAAAAUCCAUGGCUUCUUUGCGAUUUUUUGUUACCUUCCCCACCGUCCUCUUCCUCUUCUCUCUGCUGGUCGUGGAGGCACAUACUUCAAGAAAGAUGAUAUCAAAUAAGGAACAAGAAGGCCAAGAUAUUACUCAUUUGCUCAAAGAUGGUGAAUUCGAGGAUCCUUCAAUGUACAUGUUUUUCAACUUCAAUGAUCUUAGACUAGGAGCCAAAUUGCUCGUUUACUUCGACAAAAACGAACUUCGAACACUUCCUCCACUUCUCACACGACAAGAAGCUGAUCUCAUUCCUUUCACUAAGUCAAAGCUUGACUUCCUUCUCAAUCACUUCUCUGUCUCCAAAGAGUCUCCUCAAGGGAAAGCCAUGAAGGAGACGUUGGUACGUUGUAACUACAAGGCUAUUGAAGGAGAGUAUAAGUUUUGUGGGACCUCGUUGGAGUCAAUGCUUGAUCUUGCAAAGAAAACAAUAGCGUCUAAUGCUGAUAUCAAGGUCAUGACGACUAAAGUAAUUGCUCAAAACACUAUAAGCUACGCUUUACAUAAUUAUACCUUCGCCGAGACUCCGAAGGAGCUUGUUGGGAUUAAAAUGUUGGGAUGUCACAGAAUGCCAUACCCUUAUGUAGUUUACUAUUGCCAUGGUCACAAAAGUGGAGCCAGAGUCUUUGAGAUUAGUCUGGUCACAGAUGAUGGGAGACAACGGGUAGUGGGACCUGCUGUCUGUCAUAUGAACACGUCUAUGUGGAACGCUGAUCAUGUAGCUUUCAAGGUGUUGAAGAUAGAGCCAAGGUCCGCACCGGUUUGCCACUUCUUCCCUCUUGAUAACAUCGUGUGGUUAGCAAACUAGGAAAUCGAAGCUUGGCUCUCUUCUCUACAUAUGUUGAUGUGAGUAUGUGUAUUAUAAUAAAUAACUAUGGUUUGAAAGAAAAAAAGGCUUGUUGGCUUUGGUGAUUGCCAUCUUUCGUGUGACUUGCAGCUUCUUACGUGAAUACACUACUACAACUAAUGUAACAUAUAUAUCAUGCAUCCUGAUAUAAUAUUGUAUCAUUCUGUAGAUAUUACUCCAGAAGUAGUACAUAAAUGAGACUUAUCCUAUGAUCAAAGUUCCAAUUACGA
Molecule: messenger RNA, 1318 nt
Organism: Raphanus sativus (radish)
Lineage: Eukaryota; Viridiplantae; Streptophyta; Magnoliopsida; Brassicales; Brassicaceae
Product: BURP domain-containing protein BNM2A-like
Exons: 2
Coding region: 213-1049 (278 amino acids)
Source: RefSeq, a predicted model, not a curated record